AAUGAGUUGAAAAAAAACAUUUGUUCGAAUGUCGGGUGACGCAAAAUCACCUCUUACCGAAUAAAGACUGAAUUUGUCGUCAUAUAAACAACGAUUAACAGAUCUUAAUUGGAAUUACGGACGUCCCGUUAAGGAUAAACUACGCAGGGGAAUUUGCAACUGCGGUUUAGUUCGUCGCUUGAGGAUUUUUUCGAAAUAAAACACUGAUUUGAUCAAAAUCAGCUGAUGGGAGGCUGAACUGUUGAACUUUCAGUUUUGUCGGUAGGCGGUGAAAUAGGCGCGGGUGGCUUUGAUCACAUAUAAUGUUUCGUAAUUUUUCGCGUUUUCGAGGUUUCGGAGUCAGGAAUUAUGUCAGUUAUGUUCAGGGACAGUCGCCGAAGCACGGGAUUCGAGAGUAUUUUUAUUAUGUUGAUCAUCAGGGAAUGCUAUUCCUCGAUGAUGCUAGGAUGAAAAACUUUACAUCCUGUUUCAAAGAGAAAAAGUUCCUGGCAUUUUUCUUCAGACGACUGAAGCGAAACGAUACCGAUCGAUAUACUGAGGACUUUCCAUACCUGUCGCUGUGUGGAAGGGAAAGGAAUUUCGUACGCUGCGAUGAUUUGCCCAUAGUCUUCACCCACGUGUUACAGAGUCCAGAACACCUGGAUUUAUUUAGCUAUGCUCAUGCUGGCGAUUUACUUGUCGUACCUUUCCAACCGGAUAAGAUCUUUAUGAGCACAAAUUCCGGUCGAGUUUAUCACCCAGCUCCAGAGGCAACAGGUGGUAUUGGCCUAGUUCGCUCCAAACUUGCCAUUGAAUUCAGCAGCUCUUUCGAAUUCCUAAAGGGAGAAGAAAGUGAUCCAACGCACUUCACGUGGAAGGGAACACGAUACACCCUGGAUACCGCAUGGUAUCGGGAUAAAAUAUCAAGAGGAGAACGCACGUCGCAGCUUUAAUAAAAACAAAUAGAUUUUAAUUGUAUAUAGUCAAUGGGGGAUACAAUAUAUUCUUUGAUAUAUUUUUGUAACAGAAUGUUGUUUUUUGAAUUUGAGCUAUUGAGACCUUCACGAUCGUCCAAGUUAAUAUUCGGAGAUAUCAAAUAUCCGUGCAGUUGAGUCAUCUGAAGUCGUCAAAAUUCUGCAUCCAUCCCUGGAACAAAAAAACAAGUUUUAGUUUUUUUCGAAUGAGUUUCGACAUGGAAUUUUCUGAAUAAAAAGAUGAUGAAUUGUAUACGUCGGGUAAAAUCUAUUUUUUUUUGAGAAUUUUUUUGAGUUCAAUAAAACAAUAAAAUUCGCUAAUGAAA
Diachasma alloeum is the source of this 1279-nucleotide messenger RNA. RefSeq names its product UPF0598 protein CG30010. Lineage: Eukaryota; Metazoa; Arthropoda; Insecta; Hymenoptera; Braconidae. The record is from RefSeq and is a predicted model, not a curated record. The coding region runs from base 303 to 932 and encodes 209 amino acids. The transcript has 4 exons.